Girardinichthys multiradiatus is the source of this 5034-nucleotide messenger RNA. It is a transcript of the gene cyth2, whose product is annotated as cytohesin 2. The record is from RefSeq and is a predicted model, not a curated record. Bases 130 to 1380 code for a protein of 416 amino acids. Gene Ontology annotation, molecular function: guanyl-nucleotide exchange factor activity. Gene Ontology annotation, biological process: regulation of ARF protein signal transduction. Lineage: Eukaryota; Metazoa; Chordata; Actinopteri; Cyprinodontiformes; Goodeidae. The transcript is spliced from 12 exons.
CUUCUUCCCGUGUUGCCACCUUCUUUGUCUACGGCCCAAUAUUUCGACACCGGGAGGGGAUUGUCUGUUUAGUCUUUCUCUAGUUUUGCGGAUAUAUUUCCCGAUAUAUCCCCAAUUUUCUAACAUUUAAUGACAGUCGACUCUGACCUAUUUAUGCCUAAAAGUAAAGCACCAAAAAUGGAUGACCUGGACUACAUUCCUGUAGACCUGAGCCCAGAGGAGCGCUCUGAGCUGGAGGACAUCCGCAGGAGGAAGAGUAUCCUAUUGCAGGAGAUCCAGAGGCUCAGGGAGGAGUUACGAGAGGCUAUUUUAGAGGUAGAGGGACUGGAGACCAGUACAGAGGGCAGUAAAACUCUGCAGAAAAGUAGACAUGUGGCUAUGGGACGGAAGAAGUUCAACAUGGACCCAAAAAAGGGUAUCUUGUUCCUGGUGGAGAACGAGCUGCUCAGAUACACACCAGAGGACAUCGCUCAGUUCUUGUACAAAGGAGAAGGCCUCAAUAAGACGGCAAUAGGAGAUUAUCUGGGGGAAAGAGACGACUUCAACAUCAAAGUGCUUCAAGCGUUUGUUGACCUCCAUGAGUUCACUGACCUUAACCUUGUGCAGGCCCUCAGACAGUUCCUGUGGAGUUUCCGUUUGCCAGGCGAGGCACAAAAGAUUGACAGAAUGAUGGAGGCUUUUGCUCAGAGAUACUGCCACUGCAACCCUGGUGUCUUCCAAAGCACAGACACAUGUUACGUGCUUUCAUUUGCUAUAAUUAUGCUGAACACGAGCCUGCAUAACCCGAAUGUGAGGGACAAACCUGGACUGGACCGUUUCAUCUCAAUGAACCGUGGAAUCAACGAUGGCGGAGACCUGCCGGAGGAGCUGCUCAGGAAUCUCUAUGAAAGCAUUAAAAAUGAACCGUUCAAGAUCCCGGAGGAUGAUGGCAACGACCUGACACACACGUUCUUCAACCCAGACAGAGAGGGCUGGCUUCUUAAACUUGGAGGAAGAGUGAAAACCUGGAAGCGUCGAUGGUUCAUCCUCACAGACAACUGUCUUUAUUACUUUGAAUACACCACAGAUAAGGAGCCACGAGGAAUCAUUCCCUUGGAAAAUCUUAGCAUCCGUGAAGUAGAGGACCCAAGGAAGCCUAACUGCUUUGAGCUUUACAUCCCCAACAACCGCGGCCAGCUGAUCAAGGCGUGUAAGACGGAGGCCGACGGGAGAGUGGUGGAAGGAAACCACAUGGUCUACCGCAUCUCUGCGCCCACACCAGAGGAGAAGGACGAGUGGAUCCACAGCAUCAAAUCUGCGGUUAGUGUGGAUCCCUUUUAUGAAAUGCUCGCAGCCAGGAAGAAGCGCAUAUCACUGAAGAAGAAAGAGGAGCAGCCCUAGAUUGCUUCUAUGUUCCUCUCCUUCCCACGUCAUCUCUGCUGCUCGCACUUCUCUUUAACCUUUCUUCCUCCUACUUCUUCUUCCUGAAAAUGCCUCCUCUUCCAUUUCCGACGUCUCCUUGCUGUCCUGUCCCCCAGACUCUUUGAAAAAGCUGCAACCAGAGUGAAGAGCUUAUCUGCUGAGGCUGCCGUUCGUUCACACUACUGCUGUUACACUCAACUUGACACGACACACCCAGAGCACAAACAAACUCCUUGCUGUCUUCUCACCAUCACUCUCACUUGAACGGGCUGGAAAGCAUCUUUAAAGCUGUGUUCACACCACAAAUUAUUGUUUAUUUGCAAACUGGUCAGGCUGUUUUGGAAUUUUAUUACCAUCAGAUCACUUGAAGGGUUUAUAAUUAAUAUUUUUUUAAUCAUUUAGGUUUUCGUUAUUUUUUUUUUGAGAAAACUUUCACACAGGUGCAGAUAUAUAAAGGUUUUUUUUUUUUUUUUAAGGGUUUAUUUGUACGCUUUCGAGUUGGCCUGUUAGGCUUCUUUAGUUUACUUUCAAAAUACUUUCUGGGGAGUUGGUGAAGGUUUCAAUAAGUCACAAACAUUUUCCUACAUUGGUGUGAACACAGUUUUAUUCAAAGUUUUUAAGCAGCUGCAGCUUCAUGAAAUCCUCUUUUAUUUUUAGCGAUGCCACCUUAGUGAGAUAUUCCCUUUCUUGAUUGUGCAUAGCCAAGACAAAAUGUGAAGUACUAAUAAUAGGGUUUUAUUUUGAUAGAGCUGUGAAAUGGCAUACUAAUUUAAUACUUCAAAUGACAGUGAAUUCACAUUCAAACUUAACUACUCAAUUACUAAAAGGUAAAUAUCAUUAAUUGUGGAAAACACUACAUACUGUAUGAACUUUAGCAUGUUUCUCAACAUGUUUGAGCAAUAGUAGAGUAUUGUUGCCUGAAGGCUUGUUAAAUCUUUAGAGCUGUUCUCAUCGUGUCCAUUCAGAAGUAACAUAACAGCAUGCCACACUCAUUCUCUUCUUUUGCUCAACACUACAAGAUGAACAUCUGUUUUAAUUAACUCCACCAAGAUGGGUUUUGUGAAGUCGUUAAGGCAGCUCUUUUCAUUGUACACUUUUUGUAAAUAGACGUUGCAGAACACAUAUUUGAUUUAAUUUAUUCUUUUUGUUCAAAUCAAGAUUUUUUUUAUUUUGUUUUUGUACGAGCUACUGUUUUACUGCAUGUUGAUGAACGGAAGGAUCAGUCGUAGGUACAGAUGCAUGGGUGGCCAUGUUAGUGCACUGAUUUGGAAAAUGUUAGUGUUUCCUGGUGACCUGGAAAAAUAGCAUUUAAUACUGAAGUUGGUUUAUGCCUCAAGUGAAUGAUCCUGCUUGUUACCUUUUAGAAAAUAUGAGGUUUUAUAUGUUUGACUUUUUAUUUUUUCUUGAGGGAAUAAACUCUAAAGCACAAGCAGAGAUGGGUUCUCACACUCUGCUGCCCAGUGUCAACCUUAAAGAGCAUAUAUCAUCAUUUUAACAAAACUUCCUUUUUCGUAUGUGUUCAGGCUUGUAGCUCAUAUAAAUUGUGAUGAUUGACAUUUUGAAAUUUGUCAAAACUAAAUAAAUAAAAUAAAAACUGUAAAUUACAUUUAAGGGGGCAAACUCGGGCAUCAAGACAUAAGUAGUGAUUGCAAAGUCUUCCAUUUAAUUUUAAGUUUCCAAAGUGAAGAUUUAUGUGGUGUUUUAUUCAGAGAAGUUGUGGAAAUUGGGAGGAAUGUUGAGGGAAGUAGCUUAAAGACCUAACAAACCAGGACCCCACAGAGACAUUUAAUGGUGCUCUGUGGCAAGUCCAUUCUGUGUAAUUAUAUUGAGAAAUGACCUCCUGUGACAAAAACUGUAAUACAUGACAAACAUUUUGACAACUAUCAGAAACAUGCUGUAAUUUCUGCCCUAGUGUCUCAACAAAAUAGCCUACUUCAAAUCUGUGAGCCAUGCAAUGGAUGUGCAGAGCUCACUUUUUCAAACAUAAGUCUACAUUUUACUCAUAAUAAUUUAUUGUCACUACAGUUAUGUGGUUAUCAAAAUAUCAGUCUGACGAGACCAUCUGUCAAACUCCAUAUGUCUGUCUGCAGUUGGUUUCUACCACCCACCCCCCCCCCCCCCAUCUUAUUUUGCCGUGAAAAGUAACUCCCAGCUAAUAAAAUGACAUAUGGUCACACUAACACUACAGCCAAAUGCACUAUUUUAAUUCGACUCAGACGACAAAACAAAUAACUAGCUUCACAGAGGAAGCUAGUUAUUUUAGGUAUUUUUAAACAUGCAGGAGGACUGAUUGAAGAUGGGGGUUAUUGAUUUAAACCCAACUGUGGACAUAAACAGAUGUUUUGCACCAACAGAGGAAACCACAGUUUCUUACGCGAAACUUUGUGCUCACAAACAGAUCCCGGUGUGGCUGUUAACUCCCUGCUCAAGCUAUCCAUCCUAGCCAUGCCAUGAACUGUGUUGUGUCCUCGGGUUGUUUCUUUCCUUUAAUGCAAGAUAUGUUUGGACUUUUUCCAUCCUAUUGUGUUGCCAGGAAGUGGCCACAUUAUCUACAAGGAAUACGUUUUUUAAUUGACAAAGCAGUUCAUGUGUUGAGUUCAACAGUGGUCCAUUUGACACGGCGUAUCUAGUUGACACGUUAUAAUUCAUGUAUGGUUCUUACUUCCUGUUUGUUUUUUUUAAGAAAGUCUACAAAGACUUUUAUUUUUGCUGUCAAAAAAUUUAUUUAAAAAAUAGUUCUUUGCUUUAAAAUCAAUAUUUGUUUAAUUCUUUAAAUAUUUAUGUUGUAUGUAUCUAAAAUAAGAUGUUAUAUGCUCUUUAAAGUCUGGGGGAGCUGUUUAUGAGCUGAAAUUUUAAUGUUAUGUUAGUAAUAAAGAGACAGCUAAAUGAAAAACACUAAUAAUAAUAAAUAUUUAAUUCAUUUAUAACGGAGAUCACAUUAAGAAAAACAAGUUUAGAUUUGUCUCCAGUCAUGAAUUUGCUUGACAUCCAGGUCAUUAACUACUUAUUUGAUAUAUUUGUAUUUUUGAUUCUGGGGGGAAAUAAAACUAUUGUAUGCAGCACUUUAUCAAGUUGAGCAUUUUGGGGGGGAAAAAAUGCUGUUACUCUGACUUACUCUAAUACAAUAUGGCGCCCUCUGCUGGUAAUCGCACACACUGCAAUAUGCUGAAAUAUACAACAUGUGGCCAGCAGAAACAGUUUCUCACCAACUGGUAAUGGAAACUUAUCCUAAUGAGAUGUUGUCACUCUUAUCUACACCUCGUUUAAAAGUGAUGGGCAGACAAAACUAAUGUUGAAAUGAAGCACCAAGUCCUAAUUUUCUGGCUUCAUUUCCAUCUUUUUGUACAUCACCAUUGACUUGGUAAUUGUUCUCUUCAUUUUUUGUUUCAGUUUAAAGUUGCUAAAAAAUGUAAACUGUUUCCAAGUAAAAGCAAGAAUGAAUACUGUAAUGACCUUGGUGAAAGAGACCCUUCUCUGCGGAGCCACUACAUUUAGAAAAUGUUUAUUUUGUAUUUAUUUAUUUUUGUUUACAUUGAGGUAAAGAUGGAUGCAUCAUCUGUACAUGUAGCAAAAGGAAAACCACGGUACAUUGGUGCCAGUAAAAUACUGUGUAACAAUAAAAGGUAAACAGGA